ACGGGGUCGUAGACGGUGCAAAUGAUGAGGAGAGCGAGGAUGGGGAUGAUGAUAGUAGUGACAGUGACGAGGAUGAAAACGACGAGGAGAUCGUUGUCAAGCCUAGAGCUGCGAGUACGCUCCCCGCGCCUACCACAUCGGCAUACCCAGCCGUCGCCAAACCCACCAAAAAGAACUCGGUUCUUCCAGUUACUACCCCUGCUGCACCUACUUCAACUCCAGUAACAUCAGCCACACCCAAAGAGUCCGUCGUCCCGCCAGAAGAUGAGACCAUUGAAACUCGUGGCGGAAAAGGAAAGGGAGAAGAAGGAGAAGCGGGAAACUGCCAAACAGAAAGCUGCAGUGGGAAAGCAGGAUGAGGAUGUGGAUAUGGAGUCGGUCGAGUCGGACAGCAAAUCAGAGUCGGACGACGAGGAGGAAGAGGACGGCUCGUCGAGCUCAUCAUCUGGCUCGGAGAGCGACGCAGAAUCUUCGUCAUCUGCAUCGUCGAAUCAAUCCCAAACGUCCAUCAAUCCGGACGGAAUCCCAUCUUUCCCCCUACCACAAGCCCCGGCCAAACCGUCCCAAACCCUGCUUUCCCGGCAAGGUCUCCCGUCAGCGUUGAGAGACGCCGUUCUAGUACAAGAAGACGACAAGGUCAAGCUGGACGAGAUCAAACUGCUCUCACGGCGUAAACGCCGGGCAGGUGACCCGGACGCAGCAGAAGGAGAACGUCUGGGAGACCGGAUCAAAGAGAGGUUACGACACUUGGGGAUCGAAGAUUUCUUCGCAGUUCAGACGGCGCUCAUCCCAGAGUUGGCGUCGUUGCCGCUGGUACCCUUUGCAGGGGAGAUGUUGAACGAUUUCUUGGUGUCGGCACCGACGGGAAGUGGGAAGACUUUGGCUUAUGGUGUUCCCGUCGUCGAGGUGUUGAGUCGACGGAUAGUGACGAGGUUGCGAGCAUUGAUCAUUCUGCCAACUAGGGAUCUGGUCAUGCAAGUGAGGGAGACGAUAGAAGAAUUGGCAAAAGGCAGUGGACUCAAGAUCGGUACUGCGACCGGUCAGCAUUCUUUUGCGCAAGAGCAGACGGCACUGGUGGGCAACACCAAAGACAAGCUAUUGGGCGGUUCUUCCAAGGUGGACAUCUUGAUCGCGACGCCGGGAAGGUUGAUGGAUCAUUUACGGGACACGCCAAAUUUUUCUUUGCAGCAUCUGCGCUUCUUGGUCAUCGAUGAAGCCGAUCGACUGUUAACCCAAUCAUUCCAGGACUGGUUGAACCAGGUUUUGACCCACUUGAAACCACCAGGAAAGGCCGACUCGAUGGAUGUCUCCCUGGAUGCUAGGCUGUCGAAAGGGCACGACGCAGUAGCACCGAGUUGGUACGACGAUCUAGGACUGGGACAAGGGGAUUGGGAAGGCAAGAGACCUUUGAAGAACUCGUGUCAAAAACUCUUGUUCUCUGCAACAUUAACUCGAGAUCCAGGCAAGAUCGCAGCUUUACAUUUGACGAGCCCGAAAUACUUCAUCGUGGGGUCCGGCAAGACCGAUGCUAUCGAAGCCUCAGCGGAUGCGACUGGCCAGCAGUUCGCCAUCCCUACCUCUCUGACAGAGCGAAUGAUCGUCCUACCACCCGACCUGAAACCCUUGAACUUGUUGCAUCUCCUUCAUACCCCACAAUCCGAGAUCACGUCGGCACUGUGCUUUACGAAAUCCGUCGACUCGACCGAACGAUUACUACGCCUGAUCGCGUUCUUCGAAGACGCAUACACGGCAGGAAAGAGGAUCGUCGCCAAGGCCUAUUCAGGAGAGCUAGACACGAGCGUGAGAAGAAAGCUACUGGCAGAAUUUUCCAAAGGCGAGAUCGAUCUAUUGAUCUGUUCGGAUUUGAUCGCUCGAGGUAUCGAUCUGCCAAGUGUAUCGCAUGUCAUCUCCUAUGAUGCCCCGGUGGACAUGCGGAAAUACGUGCAUCGAGUCGGUCGAACCGCAAGAGCCGGUAAAGAAGGUACCGCGUGGACACUGGUCGAGAAGCAAGAGGCGAGGCACUUUAAACAAAUGCUAUCACAAGCGAACCACCUCGACCGAGUCAAGAAGAUCAAGGUCAAGGAGACGGAUCUAUCCGCGUUGCGGGACAGCUAUGACAUUGCGUUGACAAGACUCAAGGCGGUCUACACCAAAGGGCAGUAGUCUGAUGCAACGGCCGUCGAGGUUGUACAUAGACAUAUAGGCAGACAGUUGCUCGAUUUCAGAUGCAAUCGAUCCGCAUGUUCUUUGAUGCUGCAGGCGUUGCCAAGCAUGUUGCCCGUCAUGAUGAAACCCUGGACGGUCCUUUCUCUACCUGACAUUUAUAUCGAUCGCGACGUGAAUCGAGCAUCCCUCAACCUUGACAUGAUGUCCUAAAGCCUACUAGCCUACCUACAUAUGAC
Molecule: messenger RNA, 2402 nt
Organism: Filobasidium floriforme
Lineage: Eukaryota; Fungi; Basidiomycota; Tremellomycetes; Filobasidiales; Filobasidiaceae
Product: ATP-dependent RNA helicase
Exons: 10
Coding region: 265-2163 (632 amino acids)
Cellular component (GO): nucleus
Molecular function (GO): ATP binding; nucleic acid binding
Source: RefSeq, a predicted model, not a curated record